AUCUACCAGUUUUAAAACGGCUUUCAUCCAUAAGUAGUUGAGGCUCAUAUCCUCACAAUGUCAAAUAAUUGUAGUGUGACAGGGUUCUAAAGUGGGUACAUGAUAUUGACUGUACAUUUUAGUAGGUACAACACAGCCCCACAAAUUCAAAUUCAAAAAUAUCUUUAUUCAAUAGCCUAAAAAUGCCAAACUGGACUUUAGUUGGUGCUAUACUAUUGCCCAAUGCUGGGGGUUGGGCUAGCACUGUGGCUAUGAUGAGGAGGGCCUGGUACCAGGACGUUAAGAAACCAGACUGGAAACCACCGAGAUGGGUUUUUCGGCCCGCUUGGACUAUUAUUUACACCAGUAUGGGCUAUGCUUCAUACAUGGUUUAUAAGGAUUGUGGAGGAUUUACGAAAAAAGCAGCUUUGCCUUUGGCUUUGUACGGAGGACAAUUAGCCUUAAAUUGGGGUUGGACCCCAAUGUUUUUUGGAAUGCGCAUGAUCGGAGGGGCCCUAGCCCACAUACUCGUACUAGAUGUAGCGGCUACAGCAUGCACCAUAAGUUUCGCUAGGAUCAACAAGAAGACAUUAUACUGUAUGGUGCCAUACUUGUGUUGGCUUAGCUUCGCCAGUUACCUAACUUACACCAUUUGGAAGCUAAAUAAACCUGGAAAAGAUGUAACUGGUAGUGACAAUGAGUAAAGUACCUAAAUUUUUUAUAAUUAAUUAUUUUACUUUGAUCUUUUAUUAAUCUUAUUAAUGUUUUAUUAAUUAUGACAAUAAUCGCUUAAAUUUAAAACUUUUGUAUAUUUUUUUUCGUAUUUUGUCACCACUUGCAAUCAGACCGAAGACCAUAAGCAGGUCUGUUCCUUAUUUACAUCAGUCGGUUUGUAAUAUAAAAGCAAAAUACCACUCACUGGCCUUUGGCAGCUCAAUAGUAACCCUGACACCGGGGUUGACGAGGUUGGUACAGUCAUGAGCAAUAUACCCACUUUAGGACUCUGUCGCACUAACAUAUUUGACAUUUAGUGAGACUUACAGUUCAAUUUCUCAUAAAAGUUAAUGUGACAUGGUACCAAAGUGUAUAAAUAUUAAUGCUCGUAACCGUACUCCAUCUGACAAUUGGGCACAAUACCUGGAAACCACGUGAUAUCAUUUAUCUGUGUUCCAAACAUGAAUUCAAACUCGAAAAGUCGAAUUCAGUGGUUUACAACCCGAGCCAGUAUUCGGACCAGUGACACUAAGAUUUUUAUGAUAUCGCGGAUUUUUUUGCUAAACUGGGGAACCAUAUUAUUAUUUUAGUUUUAUAUAAAAUCUAACGAACACAACACAACACAGUGCUGAUUCCUGUAAACACUGAUUCCUGUAAAAGGAAAGGGACGGGUAAUCGACAGGCAUACAAUUUAAUCACACGUCAAUUUUAGGCACGAAUCUAAAACAACCGCCUAAAAAUUUCACGUUGAUCAAUAACCCGACCUAAUUAAGUUAACAGCACACAUCAAAGGGUUUGCAUACCAAUAAGAUGCCUCUUUGAUUCGUUCGGAUUAUUCAUUCAUCCACUCAUUAAUUUUAAAAUUAACAGCUGUCAAUCAUCCGUUCCUUUCCUUUUCGGCGGAUAAGAAAAUGACGGGUAUAACUUAAAAUGAAAUUAGCGAGGUGUCUGCAGGAAUCGGGGCCUACUAGGCUAAGUAAAAACAUAUUUUUGCAUGUUUAUAUUUAAUUUUAUAUUUACAAAAGAAAAUAUACAAAAUUGCGUAUUA
Pectinophora gossypiella (pink bollworm) is the source of this 1741-nucleotide messenger RNA. Its product is annotated as translocator protein-like. Lineage: Eukaryota; Metazoa; Arthropoda; Insecta; Lepidoptera; Gelechiidae. The record is from RefSeq and is a predicted model, not a curated record. Gene Ontology annotation, cellular component: mitochondrial outer membrane. Bases 183 to 683 code for a protein of 166 amino acids. The transcript is spliced from 4 exons.